AUGCUUCUCUGGGUGUUAGCCCUCCUAAUUCUUUGUGGUUUUCUAUGGAACUAUAAAAGACAACUAAAGAUCACAGACAUCACUGAGAAGUAUAUUUUCAUUACUGGAUGUGACUCGGGCUUUGGAAACUUGGCAGCCAGAACUUUCGAUAAAAAGGGAUUUCGUGUGAUUGCUGCCUGCCUGACUGAACGGGGAUCAGCAGCGUUAAAGGCGGAGGCCUCAGACAGGCUUCACACUGUGCUUUUGGAUGUGACUGACCCAGAGAAUGUCCAGAGGACAGCCCAGUGGGUGAAACACCAAGUCGGGGAAAAAGGUCUCUGGGGUCUGAUCAAUAAUGCUGGUGUUCUGGGCGUGCUGGCUCCCACCGACUGGCUGACAGUGGAGGACUACAGAGAACCUGUAGAAGUGAACCUGUUUGGACUCAUCAAUGUGACGUUAAAUAUGCUUCCCUUGCUCAAAAAAGCUCGAGGGAGGAUUAUCAAUGUCUCCAGCAUUGGGGGUCGUCUUGCAUUUGGUGGAGGAGGCUACACUCCAUCCAAAUACGCAGUAGAAGGCUUCAAUGACAGCUUAAGACGAGACAUGAAAGUUUUCGGUGUGCACGUCUCUUGCAUCGAACCAGGAUUGUUCCAUACAGGACUAUCAGAUCCAGUAAAGUCUGCUGAGAAAAAACUUGCCAUUUGGAAGCAUCUGUCUCCAGAUAUCAAACAACAAUACGGAGAAGGUUACAUUGAAAAAGCUAUGGAAAAACUGAAAAGCACUACAUCCUUUGUGAACAUGGACCUCUCCCUGGUGGUGGAGUGCAUGGACCACGCCCUCACAAGUCUCUUCCCUAAGACCCGUUAUGCUGCUGGAAAAGAUGCCAAGACUUUCUGGAUACCUCUGUCUCACAUGCCAGCAGUUUUGCAAGACUUUUUAUUGUUGAAACAGAAUGUGGAACUGGCUAAUCCCAAGGCAGUGUGA
This is a messenger RNA of Miniopterus natalensis, 960 nucleotides long. RefSeq names its product dehydrogenase/reductase 9 (gene DHRS9). Gene Ontology annotation, biological process: steroid metabolic process. Gene Ontology annotation, molecular function: oxidoreductase activity. NCBI's taxonomy places the organism in Eukaryota, Metazoa, Chordata, Mammalia, Chiroptera, Miniopteridae. The record is from RefSeq and is a predicted model, not a curated record. Gene Ontology annotation, cellular component: intracellular membrane-bounded organelle.